AUGUCUGGUCAGAAAUAUGUAGUGGUUGGAGCUGGCCCCGUUGGGUCACUGGCUGCGUUAUAUGCUGCUAAUAGAGGUCACGAUGUCGAGAUCUACGAACUUCGAGGUGAUCUGCGACAUCCUUCAACAACGCCACUUAACUUCACCAAGUCUAUUAACUUAGCUCUUUCUGAAAGGGGUAUUAAUGCCCUGCGCCAUGCUAACCAACAACAUCUUCUUGUCCAUAUAUUCUCGGGAACUAUCCCUAUGAGAGGGAGGAUGAUUCAUGGUAGGCGCCUGUCUGGUGACCUAUUCGAAGAACCCCAGGAUUAUGACGCUCAUGGAAGGAAAAUCUUUGCUGUUGAUAGGGCUGGACUUAAUCGACAACUAUUGUAUACUCUAGGCGCGAUGCCUAAUGUCAAGUUCUUUUUCAACCACAAACUCACUGGAGCAGAUUUUAAGAGACGCAAGGCAUGGUUCGAAGUCCGGGGUCAAGACUCUUCCAGUAGACCCGAAGAAGUCGAAAUCUCAUUCGAUUUCAUGAUUGGUGCUGACGGGGCUCACUCCUCUGUCCGAUACCAUCUAAUGAAAUUCACGAGAAUGAACUAUCAGCAGGAGUAUGUCGAUACAUUAUGGUGCGAGUUUCAGAUAAACCCAAGAGAAGAGGCCGAAUUAGAUGACCAAAAAUCCAAAUUUCGCAUCUCUCCUAAUCAUCUUCACAUUUGGCCUGGGAAGCAAUUUAUGUUCAUUGCUAUCCCCAGCGAGGAUGGUUCUUUUACCUGUACCCUAUUUUUGCCAAGUGCAGAUUAUGCUCAGCUAGAAGCGGACUCAUCCAAGCUGCCAAAAUUUUUCGAUGAGCAUUUUCCAGGGGUGACGUCGCUGAUAGAGCCAGAAAAGCUCAUCUCUGAGUUUGAAACCAACCCACAUCUUCCUCUGAUCAACAUCAAGUGCCAGCCUUACCACUAUGCUAGCUCGGUUGUCAUUUUAGGAGAUGCGGCACAUGCGAUGGUCCCGUUCUACGGCCAGGGGAUGAAUGCUGGGCUCGAGGAUGUGCGUAUCCUCUUUUCGAUCCUCGACAAGCAUGCCACGACUGAAAGUAACAGCCCGGAUGAUCCUGGAUCGAUUGGUAACGCUUUCCAGAGAGAGUUAGCACUUGCAGAAUAUUCAUCUCUUCGCGUCGCCGAUGCCCAUGCCAUCAAUGAUCUCGCCUUACAAAACUACGUCGAAAUGAGAGCCUCAGUACUAAGUCCCACAUAUCGUCUACGCAAAUUCCUGGAAGAGUUCAUGUCCGUACAUGUACCAAGGCUUGGUUGGCAAACCAAGUAUUCCCGCGUGAGCUUCGGAAACGAGAGGUAUUCUGAGGUCGUAGCAAAAAGCAACCAUCAAGGGAAAAUUCUUAUGCGCGGUUUCAUCGCGAUGGUUUGUAGUCCCGUGAUUGCUGGCAUUAUCGGUCUAUAUUGGACACAGCGGCGCUCCAUCGGCGGAUUGCAUUUUCUGGACGCGAUUCGCAACAUGAUGAAAUAG
Molecule: messenger RNA, 1503 nt
Organism: Hypoxylon fragiforme
Lineage: Eukaryota; Fungi; Ascomycota; Sordariomycetes; Xylariales; Hypoxylaceae
Product: FAD/NAD(P)-binding domain-containing protein
Exons: 4
Coding region: 1-1503 (500 amino acids)
Biological process (GO): L-tryptophan catabolic process; NAD+ metabolic process; quinolinate biosynthetic process
Cellular component (GO): mitochondrial outer membrane
Molecular function (GO): NAD(P)H oxidase H2O2-forming activity; kynurenine 3-monooxygenase activity; FAD binding
Source: RefSeq, a predicted model, not a curated record